ACAAAAAAGAGGAUUACGGGUUAGAUUGGUUAGAAGAAGGAGGAAAUAAGAUAGAAAAAGAAUAUUUAAUAGAAGAUUUGAAUGAAAUACAAAACCUAUGGCCCGUAACGUGUCUUGUUUCUCAAGAAGAAGAGGAAUUCCAACCUAUCCCCGAUAUUUUUGACUAUUACUAUGAAAAUGAGGUUCGGCUUGGCGUUGAAUACGAGAUUGGAGAACUUGAAGAGAAUCAAAAAAGACAAUUAGGUCAUUUGAUUGAUCGUAACGUAAACCUGGGUGCUCAAAGUAUUCAUGAGUUGGGACGAACUAAUAUAAUUCAGCAUACCAUCCCCACUCAGAAAAAUUUACCUAUUCGGCAACGCUCUUACUGA
Scutellospora calospora is the source of this 368-nucleotide messenger RNA. Lineage: Eukaryota; Fungi; Glomeromycota; Glomeromycetes; Diversisporales; Gigasporaceae. The record is from the annotation of a GenBank genome assembly.